AUGCUUCCCACAAGAGUACUGAGGGCAGCCCAGGGCGGCAAGGCCAACAUUACGGGCUUCAGCAUGCGUGCCUUCAAGGAGGCCGCCGGCAAGGCCCGCUACGACCCUUGGGAGAGAGCUGAUGCUUGGAGAUUUCAGGGCCACUUCACCCGCUGGAACCGCUACCGCGGCACCCUCCCUGGCCUCGGCACGGCGACGGUCCUAUUUGCCGGCUACUGCACAUAUGAGCACUUUUUCAUGCAAGACAAGCACCACCACGGCGAGGAGGAGACUCACCACUAG
Akanthomyces muscarius is the source of this 282-nucleotide messenger RNA. RefSeq lists its product as uncharacterized. Gene Ontology annotation, cellular component: mitochondrion. The record is from RefSeq and is a predicted model, not a curated record. The transcript has 3 exons. Gene Ontology annotation, biological process: electron transport chain; mitochondrial respiratory chain complex I assembly. NCBI's taxonomy places the organism in Eukaryota, Fungi, Ascomycota, Sordariomycetes, Hypocreales, Cordycipitaceae. Bases 1 to 282 code for a protein of 93 amino acids.